This is a messenger RNA of Nanorana parkeri, 2547 nucleotides long. RefSeq names its product terminal uridylyl transferase 1, U6 snRNA-specific (gene TUT1). Bases 27 to 2522 code for a protein of 831 amino acids. Gene Ontology annotation, cellular component: mitochondrion. Gene Ontology annotation, molecular function: RNA binding; poly(A) RNA polymerase activity. The transcript has 10 exons. The record is from RefSeq and is a predicted model, not a curated record. NCBI's taxonomy places the organism in Eukaryota, Metazoa, Chordata, Amphibia, Anura, Dicroglossidae.
AUGUGGGAGCCGGAAGUGGCGGCAACAUGGCUUCAGAGGAGGAUGAGGGCUGCUCUUUGCUUUCCUCGGAUAUACAGCCUGGAGACCGAGGCAGCUUUCGGUGUCUUUUGUGCGGCGUCAGCGUCCCGAACCGCCCUAGCCUCAAUGAUCACGUUCGUGGACGACGUCAUGUGCGAAUGUGUGAGGAGCGUGACAAACGCCAACAACAGCAAGAGCGUAGUGUGUUUGUUAGUGGCUUCCCAAAAGGCACCACAGAAGAUCAGCUUACAGAUGUCUUUCAAUCAAUAUCUUCGGUUAAAAAUAUUGUCAUGGACAAGGACAGGGGUCUAUAUGCCAUUGUGGAGUUUGAGAAUUCAGAUGGAGUAACUGCAACCCUUGAAGAACCCAAUAUUAAACUAGAGGGGCAUCAACUAAAGGUAAAGCCUCGGGAAAAGAAAGAGUUCAAGAAAAAGAGAACAGGAUCACGGAACUUGCAACCUCCUGACCCAGAGGCACUGAGCAAGGAACUUAUCCACUGCAAGGAUGUGGAGGAUCAAAUAAAGAGUCUGGUCACACUGUGUUCUCCAUCGCAUCACGAAGGUCAUCUGCGGGAGUUGCUGCUGUCUCUGCUGCGAGAAACCUUUACAGAGUUCUUUCCAGGCUGCCAGCUUCACCCUUUUGGUUCAUCUGUAAAUGGCUUUGAGGUCAGUGGCUGUGACCUAGAUUUAUAUUUGGAGCUUGGAGAAACCGAGGAGUUGAAUAGGAAGAAUGAUGAUGUUGAAGAUGCAGACUUAAAAGAAGAUUAUAUGGAUAAAGAUACAAAAAAGGAGGGAGAUGAAAAUGAAGUAGAAUGUUUAGAAGUGGAAGAAGCACAGAGAAACAAGAUAAACGAAACUGAAGAGAUUAAGCAUGACGAAGAGCAUAAGCAUGAUGAAGAUGAGAAUAUUACUCCUGGCCUAUCCUUGAAGGGUCUCUCCAAUGAGGAAAUCCUCGAUUUAGUUGAGAGAGUUCUACGUCAGUGUGUUCCUGGAGUACAUGGGGUUCAAACUGUUCCUUCUGCACGGCGACCAGUAAUACGCUUCCAACACAAGACUUCAGGACUUAGGGGUGAUAUCACUCUCAAUAACAGGCUUGCCCUGCGCAACUCCUAUUACUUGCGUCUCUGCUCUGACCUAGACCCUCGGGUCCCACAGCUUGUGUACACACUGAGAUACUGGGCUAGAGUGAACCAGCUGGCAGGUAACUCAUUAGGGGGUGGGCCCCUGCUGAAUAAUUACGCUUUGACAUUGCUUAUUAUUUUCUUCCUACAAUCAAGGAGCCCUUUGGUUAUUCCCAGUCUAAGUCAGUUGAGAGUGAUGGCUGUUGAUGAGGACACGCAUAUCAUUGAUGGCUGGGACUGCACUUUUCCUUCUGAUCCCACGCAAAUACAACCUAGUAAAAAUGAGCAGAGUCUUGGUUGUCUUCUGUCUGAGUUUUUCUCCUUUUUCUCUUCACUGGAUUUACGUUCAAGCAUCCUCUGUCCUCGAGAUGGUGUGAUUAUCACCCUUCCUUUUACCUCUCCAACUCCAUCCUGGGCUGAGGGUUUUCGCCUGGGUCCAUUCAACGUCCAGGAUCCAUUUGAAUUGAGUCACAAUGUCUGUAGUAAUGUCAGCUUAAAAACAGCUCGACGUUUCAGCUCACAGUGUAUUGGUGCUGCAAAGACCUGUCGCUCACCUCUUUAUCGCCUACGGUCACUGUCCCGCCCUUGGGGCAUCGUUUUAUUGUUACUGGCAAAUACUUCCGAGGGCAGUAAGAAAGAAGGGAUAGAAAUCUCCAUUCCGCUAACAGGAACUUCACUGGAAGCUGUGAUUUUGGCUGUCAAGAGGGUUUUAGUAGAAGUGCUGUUAUGUAGUUGUGAGGAGGAAGCUAGCUUGAAAAAUAGGACAGAAAAAACAGGAGGAGGAAAAGGUGAAAUGGAAAGAAGUGGAGAUGAAGGUGAACAGGCAGUAUCGCACAUGGAGGGACUUGUCAUUGGAGAUGAGUCAGAGUUUAAAGAUGGGAUGAAAACUGAAUCACAUGGAAGGAAACGAGAGAGCACAGAGGAAAUCCAGAAUGACAACAAAAGAAGGAAGAUGGAAGGUACAAACGAAGAUGCUAUUGUGGAACAAGACAGUGUACUUCCCACACAGAAAGUUCAUAAAGGACAAGAAGCCAAAAAGCUAAAAGAACUUGCAAAGGAAAAUAUUUCACUGGUGCGACUUAAUGUGUGGCAUCAGGUAUGGGAGGGCAGACGCAGACAGCGGAGGAGCAAGUGUGGCGAGGUGGCCCAGAAAAUAGAACUAGAGACUGCGGUGUCCCAUGCUUUGUCUUCUGGGGCAGUAGAUGGCAAGCCGUGCAAGCCUUUAAUGCAAAUAACUAUAAAGACUGAGCUGACCAAUGAGGGCAAUUUACAGCUGCACCUUACUCCAGAGGUAGACGAUUAUCAGUGCAGCACCAAUUUCUUACACUUUUUAAAGGGAUUUUUGCCCCAGAUGGUACAAGAGGUUUUAAAUGGUCAUGACUGACUCAUUUGGAUGUCAUUGGCAUUUG